AUGCGUGGAAGCCGUAAUUUGCUGACGCAGAGAAUGGCCUCUUCGCGAGCUUCCGGCUCAUCUGGAGGUCUCAAAUUCGUCGGACUCACUGUUGGAGCAGUGGCCGCUGGAGCGACAAGCGUAGCUGUUUACGCAUCGUAUGAUAAUGAUUUUAGAAAAACUCUGGAAAAUUCGAUUCCUGGCUCUCGAAACAUAUUGAACUACACAAUUGGAGUCGAAGAACCACCAGCACCACGUCUCAAGGAUCUGCGUCCGUUGCAAUUCUCAGCAGACCCAAAAAUCGCUCCGAAACCGUUUGAACCGAAGCCAGUAGCCGAAAAGAUAGAAAAAGUGCUCGUUCAAGCUGAAAAGGCCCCUGAGAAGGCGAAAAAUCCAUACACCGGACCGAAGGAACCUGUAAAUCCCCAAAAGAAAAACGAAAAUCUCACAGAAUCGCUCAAAAAGCACCUAGUAGACGCGGAGAAAGCCACCAAGGCGGCCACUGGCGCCAAACUAGAGACAAUUCGAGCCAUUGAGCAUCAUAUUCAAACGAUUCGUGAGGCGAUUGAAGGAGGAAAAGAUGGAGAUUGGGAUGCGGUGACAAUCGCUCAUUUGAAAGCGAAACGGAUGGCUGAGGCGGAUGGAGAAUGGGAGAAGAAGGCUAGAAAUGCUGUGGCCGAGCUGGUUACAGAGGCGAAUUUGGGAGCACAAGGAGAGAUUACUCAGCUGAAUCCAUUGGUUCCAGUGUCCAAAGCAACUGCUUUAAAGCUCUCGAACGAGUUGGAUGAGAUGAUUUCCAAUGUGAAACACGUGGAUUCGGAGAGAAUCUUUGUGCACGACUACAGUGAUCGAGUGGCGGAGAGCCGAAAGAAAUUCCAGUUGGAGCUGAAAGCAGUGCAUCCGAAUUUGAAUUAUGAGGAGGGAAUGAAGCUGAAGAAGACGGAUUUGCAGACGAUUCUGGCUCAUGCGCACUUGAGAAUCGAUCAGCUCAGUCAGAAAUUGAUUUGUAACAAGCUCAGCGAAGAAAAACGCGUGCAAUCAAUCAUCUCGAAGAAGAAAGCGGAUCUUCUUGAGAAAUUGCGCCUUGAAGCGAAAAUCAAUGUGAUUCCGGAGGUUGAUAAGAAGAAAUUAGAUGAGGAGUUGGCUAGAGCAACAGCUGAGAUUCAGAAGAAGUAUGAUGAGAAGCUGAAGGAAGUCGUGAGAACCCAGAAGCAAUUAUAUGACAUAGAACAUGCGAAAGAUGUGGAUGAAGCUGUUCAAAAGGAGAGAAAUGUUCAUUCGACGGCUGUUGGAAAGGCGUUGGCUCAAUUGGAAGGAAUCGAGAUGGCGCUUGCCGGACAUCUUCAUAUGGAUAUUGAGAAUAGGAAAUCCAAACAAAUGUGGCUGGCCACUCAGAAUCUCAAGGAAACCGUUGUGUUCGGGAAUCGUGCCAGCUGUUGUAUGGAGGGAAGACGUGCGCCGUUGGGUGAUCAGAUGAAGACUCUCCUCUCGUGCGGUGGAAACACUGACGAAUUCGUCAAAACCGUCGACUCGGCGAUGGCAAAAACGUCAAAAAUCCGAGGAGAAUACACCGAAGAGGACCUCAACACCCGUUUCAACAAAGUCUGCCGUAUCGGACGUCGUGUUGCCUAUGUUCAUGAUGGAUCUGGAGCUCUCGGACACCUUUAUUCCUGGCUCAAGGCCUCAUUGACAUUCCAAUUGCCUAUUGGAACCAAUGACACUGUCACCCCAUCUGCUGAGAACAAUUUCAGCCUUCUGACACGUGCUGAAGCUCUCUGGAAGGCUGGAAAGAAGGGAGACGCUGUUCGUGUGCUCCAGAUGACCGAUGGAGCUACGAGAAGAGUCGCAACGGACUUCAUUCAAGACGCACGUCGUCAUCAGGAAGCACUUCUUCUCUCACGUCUUCUAUUGGCUCAUGCAGCUCUUACUUCGAUUCGUUCUACUUAUUGA
Messenger RNA from Caenorhabditis briggsae, 1929 nucleotides. Gene Ontology annotation, cellular component: MICOS complex. NCBI's taxonomy places the organism in Eukaryota, Metazoa, Nematoda, Chromadorea, Rhabditida, Rhabditidae. The coding region runs from base 1 to 1929 and encodes 642 amino acids. The transcript has 6 exons. The record is from RefSeq and is a predicted model, not a curated record. Gene Ontology annotation, biological process: cristae formation.